This is a messenger RNA of Limanda limanda (common dab), 1457 nucleotides long. RefSeq names its product GDNF family receptor alpha-4-like. The transcript has 8 exons. Gene Ontology annotation, biological process: nervous system development. Gene Ontology annotation, molecular function: signaling receptor activity. NCBI's taxonomy places the organism in Eukaryota, Metazoa, Chordata, Actinopteri, Pleuronectiformes, Pleuronectidae. The record is from RefSeq and is a predicted model, not a curated record. Bases 20 to 1387 code for a protein of 455 amino acids. Gene Ontology annotation, cellular component: external side of plasma membrane; signaling receptor complex.
CCCACCGUCCAACUCUCCAAUGUCACCGGACAGGAUGCUGAUCAUUGGACUUCUGCUCCACGUCUUCUCUCAUGGUAGCGUUCCAGUAUCUGCAUCCUUUGAUUGUCUGGUGGCGGAGCAGGGCUGCAUUCAAGAGCACUCCUGCAUGGUUCUGUACCGGCUGUUGGAGUACUGUGCGGCCGAGGAGGCUGUGUCGCCGCUCGGACCGAACGCCCGCCUGGAGUGCCUGGAGGCCCAGAACUCUGUGCAGCGGUACCGCCCCCUUCAAGUCUGCAAGUGUCAGCGCGGCUCUCGCAGGGAGGAGCACUGCCUCAAGGUCUACUGGACCGUGAGGUUUGCAGCAUACGAUGAGUAUGAGGUGUCUCCAUAUGAAGAACUGGAGUUGAAUCUGGUGAGAAACAUUGAGAUGUCGCGCAUGGCCUCAAUCAUGGCAGCUUCCACCCUUUCUGUGGACGGCCAGAACCAGUGUCUGAAGGCAGCUCAGGACUGUGGCCUGUAUGAAAAGUGUGGCUCCCUGCGGUCCGAAUAUGUCGUGGCCUGCACCAAGCGAGCUGUGGCCUCUGAGAACAACUGCAACCGCCAGAAAUGCCACAAAGCCCUGCGGCGCUUCCUGGAGCGCGUACCGGAGGAGUACAGCCUGGCUCUGCUCUUCUGUCCCUGCUCCGACACUCUGUGUGGGGAGCGCCGGAGGAAAACCAUCGUCCCGUCGUGUUCCUAUGAGGAGAAUGUGAAAGGGGAGGAAAGGGCGGGCAAGCCGAACUGCCUCAGCCUGCAGAACUAUUGCUCCAGAGACGAGCUGUGUAGAUCACGGUUUGCUGAUUUCCAACACAACUGCCAGCCCUCCACUCAGUCUGCCUCUGGCUGUAUGCGAGAGAGCAGAGCCAUGUGCUUGAAGGCCUACGCUGGACUCAUAGGAACCAUCAUGACUCCCAACUACGUGAGCAACAGCAGCACGGAAGUGUCCCAGUGGUGCACGUGUGACGGCAGUGGGAACGAAUGGCAGGGCUGUCAGCGCAUCCUGCACAUGUUCAGUAACAACCUAUGUCUGCGCAACGCCAUCAGCUCGAUGGGAAUCUCGGCGCCUCCCGCUGUGCAGAACACUCCUGUGCCAGCUUCUCAGCCCCCCCCACGUGUCUACCAGGAGAGGGUCCAUGUCAGCGUUAACACUCUCCCAGGAUUCACCAGCAUGGAGGAGAGCGAGGGAGAGGAGCAGGUUGAGGAAGAGAGCGAGGAGUUCAAUGUCAUCCCGCCUUAUUCUGAGAAGGACUCUAACACUGAAUCGAGGGCCAGAGGGAGCCAGCGAGGGGAAUCCAGUCGAGCAGCACCUGUCCUGCCCUUACUGAUCCUGACCACACUCAUCCUGGACUGGAAUAGUUGGGGCUACUGAAGCCUCCAUCUCAUCCUCCGCUCAUAUUUUACACUCGCUACCGCUUUCAAAUCCAUCACAGCACUCAGAA